Patiria miniata (bat star) is the source of this 2853-nucleotide messenger RNA. Its product is annotated as steroid 17-alpha-hydroxylase/17,20 lyase-like. The coding region runs from base 267 to 1820 and encodes 517 amino acids. The record is from RefSeq and is a predicted model, not a curated record. The transcript has 10 exons. Gene Ontology annotation, molecular function: steroid 17-alpha-monooxygenase activity; iron ion binding; heme binding. NCBI's taxonomy places the organism in Eukaryota, Metazoa, Echinodermata, Asteroidea, Valvatida, Asterinidae. Gene Ontology annotation, biological process: progesterone metabolic process; hormone biosynthetic process.
AGUUCCAUGGUGGUACACAAUGUCAUGAACGCCAGGGGCGCGUGCGGUCAAAAGGCAAGCCGCGAGGGACUCCUGACAAUGCUAGUCAGUGGCGUGCGUACGCAUGACCGACAUACAUGUAUGUGCUGGAGCUUGCUUAUGUACAUUCCACUUGUAACAGUUUUGAGACUAUCCACCAUUUGAUCUUGCCGAUUGCACACUGGGCGUGACACAGUCGAAUUCGUGUCGAGAAUUUUCGAUUUCGAUUCGAGACUCCUCGGUCAAAAAUGAUGAGCAUGAUUGGAACGCUCGUCGCGGAUGGCGGCAGUCUUCUGAGCAGCGUGCCGUCCCUGCUGCUCGUGGGGCUGACGGCCGUGGUUGCCGGCACCGCUAUCGUUGGGAUUCUCGGUAGCAGGCGGCCAACGGGCUUUCCUCCCGGCCCGACGCCAAUCCCAUUCGUCGGCAACGUCACAAGCAUUCGCAAAGAUGGCCAGCCAGUAUGGAUCAACAUGGGGCGACUCGCCAAGGAAUACGGGGACGUUUUCUCCAUCAAACUUGGCGAUAAGUGGUAUGUCGUUCUCAACUCUUUUCGGGCGAUACGUGAAGGUUUGGCAGCCGGACCCGUUGCACUGGCCAACCGACCGCAUUUCUACUCCACUGAUCUCUUUAGCGAAGACUACAGGGAUCUUGGGUAUACCAACUACAGCCCAACUUGGGUGCUGCACCGACAGUUCGCUCUCGGCGCUUUCAGUGAUGUGUAUAGCACCAAACAUAUGGACGCUGUAGUCAACCAACAGUUUACGAGGUACGUGGAACCGCUUCUGGCGUCCGGCGGCGAGGGGCAGUCGGUGGACGGGAUCGGCCUGGGCCAGGAGAUGGGCAUGGGAUCGGUGGUUACGUGGUGCUUUGGACCAGGAAAUGACCAAUUUCAUCGUGAUUUGGUCGAGUUGGUCAGCGUCGAUGUCAGCCUGAACCUGGUUGGCCGUCGCAUCCCCGUGGACAUCUUUCCGUUUCUCCGCUAUUUCCCGCUCUCCUCCAACCGCGUCAUGAGGGACGUGGUGGACAAGUUCAUGACCAUGCUCCGGACUGAGUUCAAGAGCCGUCGCCAGACAUUCCAAGAAGAUGACAAGUUGACGGAUUUGUGCGGCGCCCUGCUGCAUGCUCAGAAAGCAGCUGAAAAAGAGGAGAAAUAUGACUUUCUGACUGAUGUCCACGUAAUUCAGGUCCUCGCAUCUUCGUUUAGGGGGUCUAUUGGCCUUCUGACGACGACCUACUGGGGUCUGGCCCUCCUGGCCGAGUACCCAGACGUCCAACAGAGGGUUGCCAAUGAGAUCCGUGACGUCAUUGGUAAGGAUCGUCAGCCGUCUGUGGAGGAUCGUGCGGCCAUGCCGUACACGGCAGCCACUAUGAUGGAGAUGCUGCGGUUCGGAUCGGUGGCGCCGCUCGGUGUGCCCCGCGCUGCCCAUGAAGACGUCAAAAUCCGCGGCUUCAACAUCCCGAAGGGUACAGUAAUCCUGUACAACAUCUAUGGCACCCAUUUUGACCAGGCAAACUAUGCAAACCCGCACGAGUUCAACCCAGAUCGAUUCUUCGAUUCUGAUGGCUCAGUCAUUGCCUCCCCGGACAACUUCCUCCCCUUCGGGAUGGGUACUCGCAAGUGUCUUGGCUACGUCUUGGCCCAGUCGGUUCUCUUCCUUGCCUUCUCCCGGCUGCUCCAGGGGUACCGAGUGAGCAAACUGGACGGCCAACCCGGGGACGGUAGCUUGUUUGGGCAGGAUCCUCAGUACGAGGGCUCGCGUUGGCCCAAACCGUUCCGCAUCGCGAUAACCAAGGUUGAAUAGCCCAACUCCCUAACACGAUUUACUAUAGGAACCAUCCUGGCAAAUUUCAGAUUGUCGGUAACUGCACGCACGUACGUGUUUCUGACUUUGAUUCUGGAAGUGUGCCAACCCAAUGUAAAAGACUGUGAGUUUAGGGGUACUCUACCCAUCCUGACAGAUUCCAACCAAAAAAAUGCAGUUGGAAUUGGAUGGGUUGAGUUCUGUUAAGGUUAAUUAAAAUUGCCAAUCACAGCUGCAUAAUGUUUUACAAAAUUAUUGAUCUUUUAACAUGCUUUUUAUUUUUUUAGUACUUUAAUGCUUUUUAUCAGAAAAAGUAUAAUCAAUGAAAUUAACAAGAUACGAAUCUGCAUAAUCUUCUAAUGUAUAUACUUUCGUUUUCUAAGCUUAACAUGUAAUGACAGUUUCAAGCAUUGUUUUAAUCAUGUAUAUUUUCCGGCUUAUACGUAAUUUUUGCCAAACCAAGUGGAAUUGAAUGUAGCACAUUAGAAUGUGCAACACGAAAUGAUAACUUGUAACUAUACGGUAAACUAAAAGUAGGAUCAUUUGCUAUUAAUUUUAUAAGCCAUGUUUUUUUUUUUGCCGUUUGAGGCAACAGAAAUCGUUAGUAGGGUGCAUAAAAAACUAAUUGGUUGAAUCCGCUCAUGCAGUUGAUACUUUGUGUAUUGAGGAAAUUUUGACAACAUAAUAAUAAACGCCCAUUUUUGUGGGUCCUGCAUGCAACUCGAUUUUGUUCCUAAUGCACGUCAAAAAUUGCGCCCUAUUUUGAAAACACGGUUGCUUUUCUUCCAAACAAUUCCAUUAUUGGGAUAAUAUCACAGGGUAUUUGGUACUAGUCCUAUCUUCGCUUUGAGCUAGGUUUCUGUCAUUAAAUCGGUAUUUAUCCGGGCAAUUGCAAACUAUCCUAGUACAUGGCUUUAUAAGUGCAAAUUUUAGAUUUAAAAUUUAACUAACAUGCAUGCUAAAGUAUUUGGUAAGCAUUCAUAAUCGAUUAAGAUAAUAACGAAAUCAGAAUAGACCUUCGACAGCAUUGAUC